AUUCGGUAGGACACAGAAACAUAAAAAGAAGAAAAUGAUAGUAUGAGAUUUAUAAGGAACAAAGAGCCAUGGAGUAACAUUAAUGAUGUAACGUGUACAUUUGGAAAACUUAUUUUUAUAGGCCUACGUAGCAGCAAAUUCUGGGGGAAAUUAAAAGUUGGUCUCUAGGCAACGGUAGGAGGGACAACAAAGUUGCAAGACCCCAAAUCAUCGAUCUGUUACAUUCCACAAGACUCAUUUGGACACUUAUAUUGUGUGAAUAUGCCACAAGAACGAGAUCCUUUUCCAUUCCCGCGAUACGAGAACGACUACACACUCACAGGGAGUAAGGAAAUUCAGAAACUGCCAUAUGACAAGCCAACCCAUCUCGCACAAGAUGAUGAACCCUGGAGGAGACUCCAUAACACCACAACACAGGCCAGCUCUCGUCGAAAUGUCUUUCAUUGUGAUACUACAGCACCAAAGGACAGUCUGGACAUUCACCUAAAAUCGACAUAUGAUCAUCAUCUAGGAUUGUUUCAAAACAAAUAUCAAAUCGUGACGCAGAAGGAAACUGUUGCAUUGGAUAAUGGGACACUUAAAAACAAAGAAUCAGAAGACUCGAUGUGCGAGACUGAAAACAAAGGAAUGAAAGUGUGGGUCGACACCCAGAAGGCUUCUAUAUACAGUAUUAAAGGGUCCAUAGAGUCUCAUCACACCGCCUCAACAAACCGGGGUUACUCUCGUAAGCAUGAUGGCGGCUUUUACUCUACGUAGCAAUACAAGUUGACCACCCAUAUUCCCAUUCGGUUGUUGAACAAUGGGUAUUAGCAACACCAUGUACAAGGGCUUGAAAAAUAAAAGAAUAAAAGAAACGUGGCGUUAGAUAUGCUGGUGUGGUCUCUUCUUUAA
This is a messenger RNA of Labeo rohita (rohu), 891 nucleotides long. It is a transcript of the gene cfap276, whose product is annotated as cilia and flagella associated protein 276. Bases 262 to 756 code for a protein of 164 amino acids. Lineage: Eukaryota; Metazoa; Chordata; Actinopteri; Cypriniformes; Cyprinidae. The transcript has 6 exons. The record is from RefSeq and is a predicted model, not a curated record.